AAAAGAAAAAGAAAUCUCUCGUUGUCUCCGCUCCUUGCGCCGCCGCCAAGACGAGUCGCGGCUGAACAGGGGAGGGCCGGGCGGCGAUCUCCAUCGCAGCGGAGGGGAGGGGAGGGGAUCCUGAAUUGCAGGCGUAGUCUGGUCGUCGUGGCGGUGAGGUGAGGGGGUGACGGCGAUGGCCAACAGCGAGUACGAGUACGUGAAGAGGGAGUUCGAGCUCGACAGCCUCCUCCCGCCCUCUAAUUGGAUCGUUGUGCGCAUCGACGGCUGCCACUUCCACCGAUUCUCCAAGAUACAUACCUUUGAGAAACCAAAUGAUGAGCGUGCUUUAAGAUUGAUGAACGCCUGUGCCACUUCUAUGCUCGAAAAGUUCCCAGACAUAGUCUUCGCAUAUGGCGUCAGUGAUGAGUACAGUUUUGUUUUUAGAGAGGAAACUGAAUUCUAUCAAAGACGAGAAAGUAAAAUUCUAUCUUUAUGUGUUUCCUACUUCACUUCUGUGUACGUGAUGAAGUGGAAAGAUUUCUUUCCUAAUAAGGAGUUGAAGGAGCCUCCAUAUUUUGAUGGUCGAGUUGUAUGCUAUCCAAACUUGAAGACUAUCCGUGAUUACCUGGCCUGGAGACAAGUGGAUUGUCAUAUAAACAAUCAAUAUAACACCUGCUUCUGGUCGUUAGUGAAGUCUGGGAAAACUGAAAAAGAAGCUCAACAAGCAUUGAAGGGGACAUUUUCAAAGGACAAGAAUGAGUUACUUUCACAACAGUUCCAAAUCAAUUAUGAUGAUGAACCGGCUAUAUUCCGAAAAGGGUCUUGCGUUUACCGAGACAAGGUAGAAACAAUGGUGAAGACUGAUCGUUGUGGAAACCCCAUAAAAAGGACACGCUUAGUUAUUACAAAUGCAAAUGUCGAUAUCAUAGGACCCGAGUUUUGGGAAAAUCAUCCAUAUAUUCUUCGAGAAGAAAAAUGUAGGUAUGAGAAUGUUAAGAAGUUUGACAUCAACCAUAGGCUUCCACCUUGUAAUUGGACUGUCGUUCGCAUCGACAUUUGUAAAUUUGAGCAAUUCUCGUUGAUCCAUUCAUUUGACAAGCCAAAUGAUGAGGCAGCUCUAAGGUUGAUGAAUGCUUCUGCUUCUUUGAUGAUGGAGUCAUUCCCUGACAUUGUCUUUGGCUAUGGUUUUAGCAAUGAGUACAGUUUUGUGUUCCAGGAUAAGACUGAACUAUACCAGCGUCAGGAAAGCUUAAUCCUUUCAUCAUGUACCUCACGUUUCACCUUGUUUUACAUGAUGAAGUGGAAAGAUUUUUUCCCCAACAAGGACUUAGUGGAGCCACCGCACUUUGAGGCAGAACUUCUAUGUUACCCAAAACAAAAGAUACUUUGUGAUUAUUUGUCAUCGAGACAAGCAGAAUGCCACACCACCAACCAAUACAGCACAUGCUUUUGGAUGCUAGUGAAAUCUGGCAAAAGUGAAAACGAAGCUCGUGAGAUAUUAAAGGGAACAUUAUCAAAGGACAAGAACGAGUUGCUUUUCCAGCAAUUUCAUUUGAAUUACAACAAUGAACCAGCUGUGUUUCGGAAGGGUUCAUGUACUUACCGGCAAAAGGUGGAAGAAUCUGCAGACGCAGAGGGUAGAGAAAAUACCACAAGAGAACGGUGGGAUGUGAUUGUGGCACACGCAGACAUGGGGACGGAAUUUUGGAGAAAGCAUCCUUAUAUUUUAAGAAAAUUGGAUUUACUAGGCUGAUAAAAUUUUCUCAUCAACCUUUUCCACAUUAUCUUUUCGUUGUUGUAGUGUUGUAUAUGCAUUGUCCACACUAGUAGAAAAAUGGCUGGCCUCUCUUCAUUGGCCAUUCAUCUCGUUCAUUUCGUUCAUGUGCAAAACUUGUGCCCCUAAGAUGCAGUUUCAGCUGACAGAAUUGAGAAUCGUGAUGAUA
Molecule: messenger RNA, 1925 nt
Organism: Oryza sativa Japonica Group (Japanese rice)
Lineage: Eukaryota; Viridiplantae; Streptophyta; Magnoliopsida; Poales; Poaceae
Product: tRNA(His) guanylyltransferase 2
Biological process (GO): tRNA modification
Molecular function (GO): magnesium ion binding; tRNA guanylyltransferase activity
Source: RefSeq, a predicted model, not a curated record